Acanthocheilonema viteae is the source of this 786-nucleotide messenger RNA. The record is from the annotation of a GenBank genome assembly. NCBI's taxonomy places the organism in Eukaryota, Metazoa, Nematoda, Chromadorea, Rhabditida, Onchocercidae.
AUGGGUGCCGAUGAGCCACGAUUUCGCGUGCUACACGUUAGCAAUAUUUCGAUGACAGCAACACGUGAGCAGAUAUAUCAACUCUUCGCUUUUAUUGGACGGAUUGAUGAAUUCAAGAUUUACCCUUCUGAUAAUCAUCCACAAUUAUCGACAUUUACUCAGAAAUUUGCGUACGUUAAAUUUGAAGAUCAGAAAUCAGUCGAGGUAGCGCAGCAUCUGACGAACACCGUCUUUAUCGAUCGUGCUCUUGUUUGCAUCCCAUCUAUAUCAGAUACAAUACCCGAUGAAGACACAGCGUUGAAAACAGGUGGACCAGCGUGGCCAGGACAGCGUCAGUUACCACCAAAUGUUGUUAAUCAAAUCCAGGAUUUGGGAGACGGGCAACAAAUGGUUCGAAAAAAGUCCAGAAUAGCAGAGAAACAUGGCAUUUUGCUGGAUGGAAUUCUUUGGCCGUUAUUUUCGGAGCCAAAUUGUGCAAUACCGAAGCCGGAAUUUGGUGGGUCCUCCGUGGCAUCUCAGCACCAAGACGGCCCUUGUUCUGAGCAUACAUGUGUCUAUAUUUUUAGUUUACAUGAAAAGGAAACUAAGUUUUACCUGCAGCUCUUGCUUACAGUGGAUCCAACAUUGGCGGCACUUGGCUUACCACCGUAUCCUACACUGAGUGCAAAUACAGAAGCAUCAAAAGUAGAAGAAAUCCGUCGUACAGUAUAUGUUGGCAAUAUACCAAAGGAUUGUGUUGGUGAGGAGGUGAUGAAGUUUUUCAACGACAACAUUGGUGAAAAUUAA